This is a messenger RNA of Nestor notabilis (Kea), 1474 nucleotides long. It is a transcript of the gene KRAS, whose product is annotated as Kirsten rat sarcoma viral oncogene homolog. The transcript has 6 exons. Lineage: Eukaryota; Metazoa; Chordata; Aves; Psittaciformes; Psittacidae. Gene Ontology annotation, cellular component: plasma membrane. Gene Ontology annotation, molecular function: GDP binding; GTP binding; GTPase activity. The record is from RefSeq and is a predicted model, not a curated record. Gene Ontology annotation, biological process: Ras protein signal transduction. Bases 131 to 814 code for a protein of 227 amino acids.
CAGGGAGGGAGUUGCUUUCCGGUAAUAGUAAAGGAACGUGAUACUGAAUGAGAGCGCACCAACGGCAUCCUCAUUAGCCGGAGCCCGACUCGCUUAAUGUUGGUUUCUUUGUCAUCAGGUCUGCUAAAAAAUGACAGAAUAUAAACUUGUUGUCGUUGGAGCUGGUGGUGUAGGCAAGAGCGCCUUGACAAUACAGCUAAUUCAGAAUCACUUUGUGGAUGAAUAUGACCCUACAAUAGAGGAUUCCUACCGGAAGCAAGUAGUAAUUGAUGGAGAAACUUGUCUCUUGGAUAUUCUUGAUACAGCAGGUCAAGAAGAAUACAGUGCCAUGAGGGACCAAUAUAUGAGAACAGGGGAAGGUUUCUUGUGUGUAUUUGCUAUAAACAAUACAAAGUCUUUUGAAGAUAUUCACCAUUAUAGGGAACAAAUAAAGAGAGUUAAAGACUCUGAAGAUGUCCCAAUGGUGCUAGUAGGAAACAAAUGUGAUUUGCCUUCGAGAACAGUAGAUACAAAACAAGCUCAGGAUUUAGCAAGAAGUUAUGGAAUUCCUUUUAUUGAAACAUCAGCAAAAACAAGACAGAGAGUGGAGGAUGCUUUUUAUACAUUGGUGCGAGAGAUUCGACAGUACAGAGUGAAAAAAAUCAGCAAAGAAGAAAAGACUCCAGGGUGCGUGAAAGUUAAAAAAUGCCUUAUAAUGGGUGUUGAUGAUGCCUUCUAUACAUUAGUUCGAGAAAUCAGAAAACACAAAGAGAAGAUGAGCAAAGAUGGUAAAAAGAAGAAAAAGAAGACAAAGACAAAGUGUGUAAUUAUGUAAAUACAGUUUAUCCUUAUUCUUAAGAAGUACUUAAGUAAUUUUUGUACAUUACACUAAAUUAUUAGCAUUUGGUUUAGCAUUACUUUACUUUCUGCUUCAUGAUCCUGUUAGCUUUACCUGAAUGCUUGUUUUAAAUGACAGUGGAAACUUCAUUCCUCUUAAAGUGCCAGUAUUCUUUGACUGUUGGUUCUUGAACUAGCAAUGCCUGUGAAACAAAAAACAAAAACAAAAAAAAAAAGCCACACACAAAAACCUGAGAACUGUCUUGGGACUCUUUGGUGCAUGCAUGGUUGCUAACUUCCUAUUUUUCUUACUGAUUGUGAACUUCUGUGUGCAAACCAAACAAUGAAGUGAUGCUCUACAUCUUCUGAUAUCCCCUUUAAUUUUUUGGCUUUUAAAUCUGGUUGGGAAAAAGGACUAGUUAGCAAAAGAGACCUUUCAUUUCAGCCUUUCUUUUAUUUUAGACUGACUGCAAUAUAGAGACCAGAAGCCUUUAUAGUCUUCCUGUAGAUUUUGCUUCUAGGCAUCUAGUCUUGUAGCAUUUCAGAUCAACUUUAAUGAAUGUAAAGAUAAAACUUUCACAAAAAAGAUUUUUCACCGCAGUUUGUCUCGGUCGCUCCUUAAAUACUCUAUUUUUUCUAAAAAAAAAAAAAAAAAAAA